UGUAAAGUUUGCUGUGUCGCGGGCGGACCGAUGGACAGAAGUGGGUCCGAGUCCCGGUAACCGACCGAGCCCCAGAUGGAUGACAUCAAUGUCCUACACCACAGAUGCCUCUUGAAUCUAAGGCGUCGAAUCAGAGACAUUGGGGACGGGCGCCCGGCACAGGAGCGAUUCAUGAGGCUGCAGAAAGAUGGAGACGCUCUCAGUUACCAAGGGAACUCUGAAGAAGUGGGUUGCUAUGUGGCUGGCCAUCCUCUCUCAAAGGGAAACUGUUACUUCGAGGUGACGAUAGUGGACACAGGGGUGAGGGGAACCAUUGCUGUGGGCCUGGUGCCUAAAUUCUACAGGCUGGACCACCAGCCUGGCUGGCUGCCAUACUCUGUAGCUUACCACGCUGACAACGGCAAACUGUACAAUGGAAACCCUGUGGGGCAGCAGUUUGGACCAAAAUGUGCUCGAGGUGACCGCGUCGGCUGUGGAAUCCACUCGGAAAAUACAGAAGCAGGUUUCUCAACAGUCUUUUUCACCAAAAACGGCAAAGAGGUGGGCUCAGUGGAGGUUCCUGUGUUGGCUGAGGGGCUGUUCCCCGCGGUAGGGAUGCACUCCAUGGGGGAGGAGGUGAAGGUGGACCUGCAGGCUGAGUGGUUCCUGGAGGAGGACGAGAGCAUGAUGAUGGUUGACAGCCAUGAGGACGACUGGGGUCGGCUGUACGACGUCAGGGUGAGCGGAACGCUCUUGGAGUAUGUUGGCAAAGGAAAGAGCAUCAUGGACGUGGGCUUGGCCCAGGCCCGGCAGCCCCUGACCACCCGCUGCCACUAUUAUGAAGUGGAGAUCGUUGAUGCCGGGGAGAAGUGCUACAUUGCCCUGGGUCUGGCACGAAGGGACUACCCCAGGAACAGACACCCGGGCUGGAGCCGAGGCUCGGUGGCCUACCAUGCAGACGAUGGGAAGAUCUUUCACGGCAGCGGCGUCGGCGACGCGUUCGGCCCUCGCUGCUUCAAGGGCGACAUCAUGGGCUGCGGCAUCAUGUUCCCACGGGACUACAUCCUGGACGGAGACGGUGACGUGGACGACUGGGAUCGGCCGGAGGUCCGUCCGGGUCCGGCCGGCGUCCAGAACGUCCUGUACCUCAACGCCGAGGAGGAAGAGGAGGAGGAGGAGGAGGAAGAGGACGGGGAGGAGGCCGAGCAGGGACAAGAGGGGAGGAAGGUCACGGUGUUCUUCACCAGGAACGGGAAGCUGAUGGGCCGGAGGGAGAUGCUGGUGCCCCCUGGUGGCCUCUACCCCACCGUGGGGAUGCUGAGCAGCGGCGAGAAGGUGAAGGUGGAUCUGCACCCGCUCAGCGGCUGAAGCUCGGGACUCGAACCUGUGACGCCCUGCGACCAGCUGGCUGC
Messenger RNA from Limanda limanda (common dab), 1391 nucleotides. It is a transcript of the gene spryd3, whose product is annotated as SPRY domain containing 3. The coding region runs from base 76 to 1347 and encodes 423 amino acids. Lineage: Eukaryota; Metazoa; Chordata; Actinopteri; Pleuronectiformes; Pleuronectidae. Gene Ontology annotation, molecular function: protein binding. The record is from RefSeq and is a predicted model, not a curated record. The transcript has 12 exons.